AUGAGCACAUCUAGGGCAUCAUUAUAUGAUCUAUAUGGUUAGCUACGGAAUGGAUAUCAUGGCUAAAUGUGUAAUAUGGCGAUAAAAUAUAGAUGGAAAUGCAAUAUGGUGAUAAAUGCAACAAUAAAAUAUAGAUAAAUAUGUAAUGUGAUGUGAUAAAAACAACGAUAACAUCUAGAUAAAUAUGUAAUGUGGUGAUGUUGCUGUUAUUGCUUUCAUUUAAGCUAAUUUUUAGUAGAUGUCUUCCUAGCUUCUCCUGUGGCAACCUUGGAUCUGAGCCAUUUGGCUCCUGUUCCUUUAAAAAAGGUUUAUUUUGGUUAAAACAUAUCAAGUGGCCACGUGAUACAAUGUAACAUUUAGUAGGAUCUGUCACAUCCUUUUAAAUAUCCGUACAUAUGAUACUUUGUCUCUAAAAUAAAUACAUGCAUUUUAUAUAUUUUGGCGCUCCCUAUAUUAUUUACUUUAUCCAAGAAGUUGCCUAUAUUUAGUGGGAUAACACACUAUUUAGUUGUUUUAUAUUGCAAAGGAACCACUCAAUUUUAAGUGUUGGGCAUGGGUAGGGUUACUUGCGCUUUAUUUUUUUAUAAUAAUUCAUGUCUUUGCUAAUCGUAGAGAUUAGUUGUAUUUGUUCUAUAGAAAACUUUCAAACCAUUUAAAUAUAUUGUGGCUUCUCUGUUGAUUUGUUUCACCCUAACAUUUUUCUUGUAUUCCUGCUCACAGAUGGGGAGUCCUUCCACUCGUCUGACACGAUCCUUUUGGAUCAUGCUAACACCGCAAAGCUGCGUAUAAAGGAGGAAAGGUCGGAGUCUCGAGGGAGCUCCUCAUUACCCAAUGAAAAUGACCUAUUGGGUACAGAUGGAGAAGGCUCCUCCCACAGCGCUGGUAAGUAUAUGUUUUGAAGCAAAAACAAAGACUAUGAGAACUCGAACGGACAAAAGCUUAAAGAAACUCAGAAGCUUGCCCUUUGGUAAAUCCAUGCUCCGGUUUCAAAAUAAUUUUUGCUCACUUGUGCAAUUACAGAGAGAACCUAUCUGAAGCACUUUAGACUGGUCCCACCCGUAAGAGCAGUCCAGAACCGAAAUGCCAGCAAGUUUACAUUUUAAACUCUGGUUGGCUGAAAACUAGUUUAAAAUCGAACCAUCAAUACCUAGAUUCUUGCAGAACCCAGUAGCAAUAAGUUGGCUGUAAAAUAAAACAUUAAUUCCCAAAAAUCUCAGUAGUUUUCAUUUUAGUUGCAAUGCCAGGCAUGAGAUUUAAUUUACAUUAGCCUCGGAUUGUCAUUAACUUGAUGUGAGGGAACAAGGAAAUAUUCCUUCCAGAGAAGAAACUGAUCGCUUUCAUCAUUUUUACAGUACUUAAAAACAAGAAAUAAAAGCUUAAUAACUGUUUGACAUUUGGUGAAUAGCUAGUCUGUACAUUUAUAAUAAAACAGCAGUGGUGCAUAUACAUUGCGUUUUGAGUAUACCUUAAGCAAGAUAAAGAAAAUGUGAAUUUGUAUAAUUUUGCAAUCAUUCUGUUACAGACUUAUUGGGAGGAGGACUAGUUUUCCUUAUUGUGUGUCCCUCAUCUUUGUGUUUGUGUUUUUUUUUUGUUUUUUUUUAACAUAAAUAAAAUUUAGUUACCAUGCUUGAGGGCAUUUAUAAGGAGCAUAUAGGUAGGGUAUAAUGGAUUUGGUAGUGGUUAAAGAUGAUCAGGUCUCAUUAAUAUUUUGGUGUAUUCAUGCGAUUUCAAUAAUGUGAGGAAAUGUAUUAGCAAUGCUUACCUCAUUCUGUUGGGUUAAUAGUGGCACUUAAUUGAGGUCAAAGGCAUUGUGUCUAGAUUAGGAACCGCAUGAUCUGUGUAUAUCUAAAUACUUGUAUAUUUUAACAGCUGAGGAACCAGAGCGGAAGAGGAAGAAGGGUCCGGCGCCAAAGAUGCUGGGAAAUGAGGUUUGCAGUGUCUGCGGGGACAAAGCUUCUGGAUUCCACUACAAUGUACUCAGCUGCGAAGGCUGUAAAGGUUUCUUCCGGCGGAGUGUCAUAAAAAAUGCAAAGUACACAUGCAAGAAUAAUGGCAAGUGCCAGAUGGACAUGUACAUGCGUCGCAAGUGCCAGGAGUGCAGACUUCGGAAAUGCAGACAAGCAGGCAUGCGGGAACAGUGUGAGUGAGCAAACAUUCCUGGUACAAUGGUACUUGGGAUAGUUUAUAGGAAAAGGCACUUGAAAGAGAUUGAGAGAAUUCCCGGAGGUGGAUUGAUUCAAACCUUUUUUUCAAGUCAUUUGUUGGUUAUUUAAUCAGAUGUAUAUAGAUGGACUUAUGUUCCAGGUAGAGCCAGAUCAACUUAAAAGGCUUUCUGGGAGAAAGGUUAACAGGUUUAUCCCAUUUUCAGAGCUAUACACAAGAUAUGUUUAGCAUGUGGUGUGUGCAUGUGCCAGAGGCUCUCCUGGUGCUUAAUGCAGGAGUGUGAUAUUGCCUGGUGAACCAGUAGGAAGCCACAAGUACAUGUAUGCAAUGUCAGCCAUUUUCCAUUGAGCCUAUUCAGCCUAUUGAGUGUGCAUCCCAGAUUGCUUAAACCAGAAAAGGUAAGCAUUUUUGAGGGGGCACAAGAAUAAUACUUGUUAUACCAAAAAGGAAGAUUUGGGGAAAUCUCCCAAGAGAGGCCUAGGAAUCAAGUAGAAUAGACUGGAAAAAAAAUAGAAAUGAGAAAACGGUCACUUCCUCCUGAAGACCUUUUCUAACGUCUUACAAUGUUGCUGUACAUGGCAAUUACGUCUCAUAGACAACUACUGCGUCUAGGUCCCCAGCGUUGGAUUACAGGCAACUUUUAUGUCAUUUUUUAACUUUUGCUUUACUUUUUUAUUUUUUUAUUUUAAGAACAAAGAGAAAUCCUGCAUCUCAACAAACAAAAAAACAGCCUAAAUUUUAGUGUUAAAAAUCAAUAUAUUUAUUCAUUUUUAAUGUCUGUGUUCCUGAGGGCUUUUUGUGGCACAGAAACCCCAUGGUGCUUUGCAAGAUACCGCUGCAUUAUGGGAAUUCUAUACCAAUAUCUGAGAGCGACAUUUAGGAUAUUGAUGACCUAGCGUUGUUGCAUGGUUUUAGGAUAUCACCAUUUUUGGGUUUGUACAUUGUAGAGGGAACAUUUGUGGGAUUUUAGCAGUCUCAUCCUUUGGAGUGCCCGAGGUUAUAUUUAACAUGUUCCGCCUUUGUUGUCAGCCAGAAGCAAUAACAAAGGAAGUUUGUGGCUGUGUUGUUCAUUACAUCAAUCCUUUCCUUUACAAAAAACUCAAAAAAUGUAUGACCCAUUAAUUACUAUGUAUAAUAUCUAGUUGCUAAUACUCUGAUCAAGAUUGCUUGUUGCAAACUAGUCAUGGAAUGUAGCAAAAGGCUACAGGAGGAGGACCCUACCUUGCACAUUAAUGGCUGUUUUUUGAGCCUCUCAACAAGCUUACAUUUUGAGCUGCUCCAUAUUUUAUCAAUUCACUUUGUGUUCCGUAAAACAAACCACAUAUCAAUAAUACUUUGUAACAGUUUUCUCAUAAUGAAAGUGGUUUAACAUACAAUGUGCAAAGUAGCCACAAAGUCACAUGACAGAAGCUUGUGGAUUUGAGAAGCCUCUGAUUGGCCCGCAACCCAAGUGUUGUCAGGAGGGGGUCGUGGAAGAGCAGCUCGGGAAGCUUUGCCUGGCGCUGGAUUUCAGGUAAGUAAAAUAUUUUAUUACAGGUUUAACAGCACUUUGAAAGGGGGCAGACUUCUCCACAAUGCACAAUAGGGAAUAUUACACCAGAAAGGCACACUACUACUUAAUUCCAUUCCCAGCCUCCCACACCCCCCUUUGUUUUUCAACAAUUUUCAUUGUGCUGUCAGUGUGAUCCUGACUUAAAUGUGUCCUCUUACAGUAUGUGUGCUGCUUUAUUGUAUAGGUGUGCUUUCGGAAGAACAGAUCCGUAGUAAAAAGAUAAGAAAGCAGCAACAGGACGAUGAUGUUGUGCGCUCCACGGCAGUAUUUGUUCCCCCAAGCCCUUGUAUGCUGUCCCAAGAUAUUGUCCAGCUCACUCCACAGCAAGAAGAGAUGAUCCAGCAACUGGUAUCAGCACAGCAGCAAUGCAACAAGAGAUCGUUCAGUGAUCAGCCCAAAGUAACGGUACAAAGUAACGGAAAUUAUAUGUCUACACCAAGUGUGCCGAUAUGUUUGCACUAUUCCAUAACCUCACAUUCUCAUCUAUUUGUGAGUUUGUUGGACAUAGACUUAGUUAAAGGGACACUAUAGGCACCCAGACCAAUUAAUCUCAUUAAAGUGGUCUGGAGCAAUGUCCCUUAAUGAUUAACACUACAGUGUUAAUCAUUGCACUACUGAUUGCCUCUUAUGGUGGUCGCAGUGCAUGCGCGUUAGUUCCCCAGCCCAGUAAGAGGAUGCGGAGAUCGGCACUGCAAUCAGGUAAGUACAGUAAGUUUUUUUUUUUAUUUUAUUUUUUUAUUUUUUAUUUAUUUAUUUAUUUUUUGUUUAUUUAUUUAUUUAUUUUUUUAAUUAAACCCUUAUGGGGGGGGGAGGGGAAGGAUCUGUAGUGCUAAGAAUACGACUUUGUAUUCCUAGCACUGUCGUAUCCCUUUAAUAUUCUAUUUGUUUUGGAGUAAAUUAGAUUUAUUUUUUUUGUUUGUUUGUUUUAAGGUGGACUGAGAAAUUGUAUAUGUGAAAAUAUACUCCAAGAGACAUAACCACUACAGCAUGCUGUGGUGCUGCUAGUCUCUUGAGGUACAGUCCGAGCAUACAAUGUAAAUGUAUUAACUGUCAUGGUGCUCAUGGGUGAUAUCACAGCAAGUCCUUCUUCACCUCUUGUCUAUAUUUUUUCUAUUUUUUGUCAAAAAUUUUAUUCAGGGAAAUCUCCCAAGAGAGCCCUAGGAAUCAAGUAGAAUAGACUGAAAAAAAAGAAAUGAGAACCCGGUCACUUCCUCCUGAAGACCUUUUCUAACGUCUCACAAUGUUGCUGUACAUGGAAUUAAUAUGUCGGCACUAUAUAAUUGAUGAUGAUAAUAUUAAAUUGGCUUGCUUGCAGAAGGCACUAUGAAAAGAAUGACCGGGACUGAACAGGAUUGUGCCAAGAGCAUCAUGGGGGAUUUGAGCAAUUCAGGAACACUUUUUUUUAUUUUUUUUUAUAAAGUGUUUGUUCCUCUUAAAGGUUGACAGAGGCACGCUACCAGGUUUCUAAGUGUUUCUGCUCAGUCCACUUUAUUUUGCUCUUGAUUACAGCUUUCCAAAAAGAUCUCAAAUAAUUUUAUUUAUUUUCACUAUCAGCCUUGGCCCCUGGGCAGUGAUCCAAACAGCCGAGAAGCUCGCCAACAACGCUUUGCUCAUUUUACGGAGCUCGCCAUCAUUUCAGUACAGGAGAUUGUGGAUUUUGCCAAACAAGUUCCAGGUUUCCUUGAACUGUCAAGGGAGGAUCAGAUAGCACUACUGAAGGCUUCCACUAUAGAGGUAAAGAUUAUAUAUGCAUGUAUUAGAAUUUCACAUAAUGCAUUACGGUGCAGAGGAGGCAUAUUGCCAUCUAGUGGACAAUAAUUAAGAAAGCAUGAAACCUCUCUGCAGAAUAUGUUCAUCUAAGAGUAUUUAUAUAGGCUCAUAUUAUUUUUACCUGCUUUGUCUUAUACUAUAACAUUUCCCAGCAUGCACUUAACCAUCUCCUUCUGAACAGUCAAUUAAUUUUAAGUUAUUACAACCUUCCUUCUCUGGUUAUUUGGUCAGUUACAUCAGGGAAUGUCAAAAUGCAAGCAGCGUCAAGAAUGAUGCGUUAUAACAGCAAAGUUUAUUUGGAUUAUUUCCAUCUGUUAUUUUUUAGUUAAAAGGGCAAUUAAGACCCCUUCCCCCCUGCUUGCUGAAGUUCUUUCAUGUCACAAAAAGUAUUUAUUUCAGUAGAAAUUGGCACUUUUAUAAAUUAACCUCGUGACACUCUUCCUAGCUGUCAAUUGGACCACUCGCCCUGUUAAUUCCUGGUUUGUUUUGCUCAGUGGAGGUAAACUCAAGAGACCGGAAACUGCGUUGGGAAGUCUGUGGUGGGACAGCCAGUCUGGUCUGAGGAAGAAUGGGAGGUCUUGCAAGAGUCCUGCAGCUUUUGCAAGCUUUUUUUUUUUUGAUGUACAUUCAGUGAAAAAAUGCAUAAUGCAUGUGUGUUUUUAUUAGGGUAUGUCUAGUAAAACGUGAUUUUUAUUUCAUGGGGCGGUGAAGUGUUCCUUUAACCCCUUAAGGACCAAAUUUCUGGAAUAAAAGGGAAUCAUGACAUGUCACACAUGUCAUGUGUCCUUAAGGGGUUAAAGUUCACGUUCAAGACAAAAUGCUUUUCCUAAUUUACCAAUAUUUUUGUACAUUUGGAGUUUUCAGCUUAAAUCUCUAUGCCAGUGGCAAUGGUGCACCAACCACUUCUAGCCAGUAACAAGGAAUCUUGAUUCCCAUGGUAAUUGCAAAUGCAGUGCAUCAAGUUGUGCUAAUGCACCCUGCUCAUAGCUCCAUUUAUUGGGUUACUCCGUAGACAGAGUGUGCAUUUAUGGGAACUCAUAGUUACUGUAACUCAAAUUUUGGGCCUAAAAGACCAAAUCCUAAAAGAUCUGCGAGUCGGCUGUGUUUUCAGUCUGGCUAUUGUGUUGCUGACAAUGCUCACUUUAGUGAAUAAACCAUGUUGUACUUAUUAAGUUUUGUGCUGGAACUCCCUCAGUAAGGGACGGUUCACCUCUGUGUUAAACAGGGUUCUAGUUAUUGUUGAUGGCUAGAUCCAUCCGUAAUACAUGAAUACUUACGCUCUUAGCAUGGAAAGAGGGGGAAAAAAAAGAAGCUGUAGCCGCCAUACAGUAAAAAAAAAUCAUAAAAUGUCUGCACUUAGAGACAACCAAUGAUGACAAUAUCACCAACGCUACGCAUUGUCCUCUCUUCACAAUGUGCUCAUGGAAUUUAAAGUAGAUAUGUAGAGUAAAAGAUAAAAGCAUUGGCAAAUCAUUUUGUUUUGGGAGCACUCUCUUUGGAGAGACCACAUUGAUUUUUUUUUCAUUGUGGCCUCAGCGAAGAACAAGCCCUGUGAUUGGUUCUUGAGGGAUUGGUUCUCAAGCACGCAGCUUCCUCACUAUACAGUACAGGAACCGCACAGAGUUCCCACCACACGUUCUAGAACAGGGCACUGCUGGGAGCCAGCAGCCACCACGUGAGAAGACACGUCUGCUAGAAGUCACUUGAAUGGUGAGUUUACAGCUUUGGAGGUUGAUAAAUCCUUCUUGUCUCCCUGCUCAGAGCUGUGGAGCAGUUAAUGUGUGUUCACAAUGCUUCUCUAACAAGGAAGUCUGUGCUGGACAUAAUGUAGAAGAAUCUGCAGAAAGGAAAGUAAACUCAGGGCUUUGAGCGAGUUUCAGGGGUGCUUUUCUCAGCUCUGAGUGUACGCUAGCCUUCCUGACACGCUCCUUUUUAUUCAUUGAUGAUCUGUCCAUUUUCUGGAUUUAUCUGCCGCUCUUUCCUGCCAGACAUGCCCACUGGUGGCCUCACUAUUUCUGUCUAAUAUCCGUAUCUCCGUGUUGAGAGGUAUACUUUUCAUGAGACACAGGAUGUCAGUAGAAUGUUAUUUUGUGUCCUUGACAGAUAAUGCUACUUGAGACAGCCAGGCGCUACAAUCAUGAAACUGAAUGUAUAACGUUCCUCAAAGACUUCACUUACAGCAAGGAUGAUUUCCACCGAGCGGGUGAGACAUGCAAUGUAAUGGGCAUAUUGCGAGGAGCUAAAUUAUUUUGUGUUUCAUUGUUUUUACUAAUGGUUUUACAUUUUAACAAAAAUAAAUAGUUCCAUCUUUGCUUAGUUAUUAAGCUAACUAAAAUGUUUUACUUUUCUGAUCCCUCAUGGGUUCAUGGGAACGUUCAUCUUACUAUGUGGCAGGUGACCGUUCCUCUUUUAGGAGUAAACUGUGGUGAAUUUUUACUCAAGUUGCAGAAUGUAGGUCAAAAUUGCUGAGCUAGGAAAAAACAUCCCGUCAGCCAUAGUUUGGCUAUUGUAGCCUGUAUUUUGCAAUUCUGUUUUCAGUUAACUACUGUUCACUGUUUACGGAAUAAACUUUUUCGAAUGCUGGAAAUGGGAGAAUAGCUUUUCAAUUUUACACUUUCCUGGCACUAGAAAACUUUUUUUCUUUAGUUUCCAGUCUUAAAAAAAGAAGAAACUACACUGUAUGCAUGUCCUAUUGGUUUUACUAAAUUCUAUUAUCUAUAAAUAUUAUAAUUUUUUUUUUUUUUUUUUUUUUAAGCUAAACUAUUAACAUAGAUCUAAAAGUGCAGUAGAUUCAAUGUGUUCUUUUGUAAUUCAUACAUCAUGCUAUUGGAAUCUGAAGCACACAAGCGUUAGAAUGGAACCUUUUGGGGGUCUCUUACCAAUCCACUGGCUGGCGCCUCUUCCCCAGACCUUACUACAUAAACAUACAUACAUAGACAGAAACACAUACAAAAGCACACAGAGAACACCGACAAAGUGGCAGAUCUACAAACCACAGAUGCACUGUGCCAAACACGCAUACAUAGAUACCACCUGACGCAAGCACAUUCUCUAGAACACACAGUUCAAACGCACAGUCAUCCACAAAAUAUAGAAUUCUAAGGUUUUAUAUAUCAAGACAUAACCAUCGUCUAUUCCAUAGCAGGUCCUAAAAUUAGGUAAAUACAACCUCAAAUGAACACCACAUGACAUUACACCGUGUCAUUUAUUUAACAAAAAAUAAAGCCAAAAUGGAGACGCCAUGUGUAAAAACCACACCGUUACUACUUCCAUAAGAAUUAAGAGGCUAAGUAGCAGAUUCUGCUAAUUGAAUGCCCUUGAUUAAUUGAUCAUCAGAAACUGUGACCACCUCUAAAAAAGCCAAUGUUUUAGCAGUUUGCUGGCCUGGAGCAUUCAGUUGUGUGUUAACACAAUGCCAAGGAGGAAAGAUAUCACUAAUGGUCUUAGAAGCAAUUAUUGCUGCGCAUCAAGCUGGGAAGGGUUAUAAGGCCAUUUCCAAACAAAUUAAAGACCAUCAUUCUACAGUGAGAAAGAAUUCAAAAGUGGAAAAUCUUGAAGACAGUUGCCAAUCUUUCCAGGAGUGGACAUACCAGCAAAUUCACCCUAAGGUCAGACCGUGCAAUGCUCAGAGACAUUGCAAAAAAAAACCUAAGAGUUACAUCUCAGACUCUACAGUUACCAUGUUAAAUGUUAAAGGCCAUUACAGUACAAUUGGGGGAAAAAAACUGAACAAGCAUAGUUUAUUUGGAAGGACAUCCAGGAGAAAGCAUCUUUUCUCUAAAAAGAACAUGGCAGCACGGUUUGCAAAGUUGCACCUGAGCAAACCACAAGACUUCUGGAACAAUGUCCUGUGGACAGAUGAGACCAAAGUGGAGAUAUUUUGCCAUAAAGCACAGUGUCACAUUUGGUGAAAACCAAACGUGCACAUCAUUACAAACACCGCAUGCCAACUUCAAGCACAGUGAUGGAGAGGGUGAUGAUUUGGGCUUGUUUUGCAGCCACAGAAUGUAGCAACCUUCCAGUCAUUGAGUCAACCAUGAACUCUACACCAAGGUAUACUAGAGUGAGGCCAUCUGCCCGACAGCUAAAGCUUGACUUAAAUAGGGUCGUGCAACAGGACAAUAAUCACAAGCACACCAGCAAAUCUACAACAUAAUGGCUGAAAAACAAAAGAAUCAAGGUGUUGCAAUGUACCAGCCAAAGUCUAGACUUCAACCUGCUUGAAAUACUGUGUUGGAAUCUUAAGAGAGCUGUGCAUAAACAAAUGCCAGCAAACCUCAAUGAUCAGAAGCAACGUUGUAAAGAAGAUUGGGCCAAAAUUCCUUAAAAACAAUGUAAGAGACUGACUAAGGUCAUACAGAAAAUGAUUACUUCAAAUUAAUAGGCUACAGAUGGUUCUACCAGCUAUUGAAUCGACCCCUGGCCCGCAUCCUUAGCUGACAUCAUCAGAAUUGAUGAUCUCAGCCAAUCAAAAUUAUUUCCUAUAGGAAAGCUGAGAUUAUCAGUUCUAAGGGGGCAAGCUGGGGACGGAGCCAAACACCACCCAAGCUAAUCAGUAUCUCCUCAUAGAGAUACAUUGAAUCAAUAAUAAGCAUACUGCACGAAUAUGGGGCCAAAAAGAAAUGUAUUUUGCCAAUGCGCAGAGUGUGCUUGGCGUGUCUUUUUUUUUUGGAACACUAAAGCGUGUACAUGUACAUAACGUCUACUCGUAGAGCUAUAGUUUUACAUAUAUGUGCUAGUGUCCCCUCGUCGUGUGAUGACUUGAAAGGUGAGUUUCACUUACUUUUCACUCCUUACUGUGCUGGUCUUCAUGGGUAAGCUCCGCCUCUUUGUCUGAGAUGAUCGAGAUUGAUGAUCUUAGUCAAUCCAAUGCCUGCCCAUAGGAAAGCAUUUGGAGACUAGUGUGCAUGCCAUUCUGCAGCAUUUAGAUGGUCUCAUAGUUUUACACGUCUACUUUAUCAGAAGCUCCUCUAGUGGCUGUUAGAGUGACAGCCACUACAGGCAUUUAAGCCCUGCACUGUAAACAUUGCCUAUGCUACACAACAACAUUUUCACUUGCAGGGUUAAAACUAGAGGGACGUGGAACCCAGACCAAUACAAAUCAUUGAGAUGAAGUGGUCUGUGUGCCUAUAGAAUCCCUUUACAUAUAUAAAGUUUUUGUAAACUCAUAAUGUGUCUAAGUGAAAUAUGGCUAUAUAAUGAAACUCUCUCUGCAGCCAAGUGCCAGGUUAAACUGUGCACCAUUCCAAGAUACUGUUAAAUUUUAAUGCAACAUCACAUUUUACUUAUUUUAUUGGGCAGACUAGAUGGGCCGAAUGGUUCUUAUCUGCCGUCACAUUCUAUGUUUACUUAAGUGUGAAUGGGAAAAAUACAUAAUGUUGCCCAGCAAUGGCUUUCCUUGUCCUUUAAAUAAAUCUGAUCUUUUCUGUUCCAGGUUUGCAGGUAGAGUUCAUAAACCCCAUUUUUGAGUUUUCACGCGGAAUGAGGCAGAUGCAGUUAGACGAUGCAGAAUACGCCCUUCUCAUAGCAAUCAACAUCUUCUCCGCAGACAGACCGAAUGUCCAGAACCACCAACUUGUGGAAAACCUUCAGCUCCCAUAUGUAGAAGCACUGCAUUCCUACACCCGCAUCAAGAGACCUCAGGUAAAAAGUCAUAGGUUCUGAUAAUGCACUUAGUUAGUGUUUCUGCCUGUUUUCACUUUUUGUUGUACUUUAUCAUUUUGGUGACCAUUUAUGUUUUGCAUUAUGUGGUGUAAUUUGCAUUUUAGAGAUUCUAGAGUUUGCAUUGGUGGCCCUUGGCAUUUAAGUUGUAAAACUGCAGAAGUCUUUAAAUUGUGGACAACUGAUCCACUUUGGGUUAUAGAUAAACCAGUUGACACACACUGCUGUUAAUCAAGAGCAAGACUAUGUGAUUAAGUGAAGAAACUACACAUUUUGGGUUAAUUGCCUGUUCCCCACUGUAAUCUAUCUAUCCAAGUUAACUCUGUUGGAACGGUUCUGCAUGGUUAGCAAAGAUUAAGGAAUGUAGUGAACACUGAAAGUGUGUGUAUAUAUGUAUGCAUGUGUUAAAUAUAAAUAAUAUCUUAAAAUUACCAGUUCUUCACCACCAGCCAGGCUUUAUUAGUUACUUGCCACUGCACACCUAGAGGAUCUUUGUCACAGUCACCUGUGACAGUCCCUCUCUCUUUCCUCCUCCUCUCUUAUCCCCUCUCUCCCCUUCUGUCCCCCUCUCCAAAGCAAACUAUGGCACAAUAGCAAGUCUGUGUAUCAAAUGUACAGAGGCAUCCCUUAGUUUCUUUAGUAUGUUGGCCUGGUGUUCAUCCAUGCAGAUUUGGUAUAAGUUUGAAGUCUGCAAAUUAUUGUGGUAACCAAGCUACAUGGACUACAAUAAAAUAAUUUUUUUUUUUUUUUUACUUCCACAGGAUCAUUUAAUGUUCCCUCGCAUGUUAAUGAAACUUGUGAGCCUGCGGACACUAAGCAGUGUGCACUCUGAGCAAGUCUUUGCUCUCCGCCUUCAGGACAAAAAGCUGCCUCCGUUGCUAUCUGAAAUAUGGGAUGUUCAUGAGUAAACCUUGUAUGCAGCAUUGACCUGAGACAAACCAUUGCAUCUCACUUACUAAACCUCUCUACCAAGCUCUAAGAGUUGGAUAAAGGACUCCGUCGGCCAUUCAUGGGCUGAAGACCUUGCUGGCCGAGUCUAAUUAAGAGGAGCAGACGAUUUUGAGGAUAUUGUCAAAUAUUGUUCUCUCGACCACAAAAUUACAGCUUGGGGGAAAACAAUCCACAGCUUUACAUUUUUACAUAGCUGGCCUGUGUCACACAAAGGGUAUUGGUCCAGUUAUUCUGUAAAUGCAGGUUUUUAACCACUUGCCACUUUUUUUGCUCAGGAGCAUAAACUAUUAAUUCCUCUUACUGGAGAAGAGUUAUGUCGUAGGAUAAGAAACCAAUACGGUUUUACCCCUAAGCAUCACUUUAUACAUUAGGGUCCCGUGAACUGCACUAGAAGACCAUUGUUGGUCAUUAAAUGGACUUGGCCUCUAUUGAUGUAGUGGUUGUAAAUCUUCAAAAGAUCCUUCAUCUUUGAUCCUGAGACAGGGUGAGAUCAUACACACUGGACGUGUCCUUGUCCCUGCUGGUGUAGAGAGAGGUUUUCGGUAGUUUGUAGGAGAGCGUAGUACAGGCCCCAGUUGAGUGUUGUGUGUGAGAACACAGACCUUCUGAAAUAAUGCCAAGCGUUCGAUCGCUGGUCAUCUUUCUGCUACUCUUCCCCCAACAGGAUUAAGAUUAUUUUCUCUGUGUCAAGAGUGGCAUUUGAGUUCCUUCUGCUUCCCUACUUGUUAUCCUGAUCUAUUGAUUUUAGUCUCCUUUAACAAAUCUCGCACUUAAUUGGUUCUCCCUCACAUUGCUCUCUUUUAUUAAUAUGCACUUAGAAAAAUGUUGUUUGCAAAGUUGAAAUUGGGGAAGAUCCUUUGUUUGGCACUUGCAUCGAACUGUAGGUGUUAUAGGGAUGUCAUGAAAGCCCGUAACAAUGAUCAGUAAUUUAGGUUGAAAAGGACAAAGCACUCUAUAAUGAUGUAUUUGUGGAAUUCCUGCUUUAACAUUACCCAGGUGGCCUGUCUUUCCUGCCACUGCUUCAUUUUAACACAAUACUGACAAUCAGUAGCUACUCAGACUAGCUUUAGGGCUGACCCGUUGCCUACAUGUCUAGGGCUGUGCAUUUCCUGGGGAUGCUUUAGGACUAUGAUGGCUAGCCUUUGGUACUCCAGCUGUUGUGGACAAUAUCUGCUGUCUUGUGAACCUGUUCAUAGCUUGUAUACUCUAGUCUUGACAUGGUCACUCAACAUUUCAGACUUUUUAGAUGAACCAAGCACUACUGAGUGUUGUAGAAGAACCCUCCGUAAGUCAGGUUGUAAAUGGGCUAAGGAGAAGAGGUGGUUAAGAGGGCACACUAAGCACUUUGUAUUUUCUUGAUGGGGAAGAAGGCGCUAUGUAAGAAAUUAUUACAUAGAGAAAUUGCAGGAUUUAAUAAAGUACAUUAAGGCAACAUUUUCUGUAGCAAAGGUGUACCUAUAUCAAAAGGAUACGCCCCUUAACUUCCAUCUCUACAAUAUGAAAAACAGCAAAAUUUACUCUGAGCACAAAAAAAAGGUACAGCAUAAUGUAGUUGUUUUGUUGCAUAGACUCUGUCCCUACAGUCUGACAAAUGUAAACAUAGAAAUUUACUAGAAACGACAAUGUAGGUGUUGUAGGGAAAUCAUCAGUCAGUAUGCAUCUAGCAGCUGUCAGCCAAUGGAGGCACUUACUAGCAAAGACUUUUAAUAAAUGAAAGUUUUUGCAUUCAGUGUCAUCACACCUAGCAUGAUGACACCGAACUCUAAAUGAAUCUUCUUAUAGAGAAGGCAUUGGGAUAAUGAUUGGUGCAGUGCGGCAAUUGCUGUGCAUGUGCAGUACGAGCCCAAAGCUUCUGAGUAUCAUUGGAUUGGCAGAGGUCAUCAUCUCUGAGGCCAAAACACUGCUGAAUUACAGAUAAGUUUAACUCUAUAUAUUUUUUUAUUUUUUUUAAAUACCAAAUGUGGCAAUAAUAUAAAUGUUAAAACUCACAUGCUAACAUUAUGGAUAAAUAUGUUCAUUUGGAAUGUUGGAGUAUUCCUUAUGGCAGGAGAUACAGUUUCUACAGAGAGUUAUAUUUUAAUGUGCCUACAUUUUAUUUAGUGAAGAUAUGCCACUUACUUUCCUUCUGGAAGUAAAUUCCAUGGAUCAGCUAUUGUUUGUUUUUCUUUUAUACAAAGAAUCUCUAGCCAUUAGCCAUAAAUUGCCCUCCUGUUUGAAUUGAGCCUUUUUGUUCAUGGUUACACACUUUAUACAGAAAAUGUUCUUGUUACUUGUUAAUAUCCAUUCAGAUAUUUUUCUAUAGAGUUCAUUCUUUUAUGUGUUUCAUAGUUUGUGUUUUUUGUGUGUGAAACGGCCCAAAAAUAAAAUGCCAGUUCCUUUAAUAUGGCAUUUUCAGUCAAAAUGAGACUAUUUGCCUUGCAUGUUACAUCAAAAAUGUGUGUCUAAGGGAAACCCAAUAUUCAACAGUUGGUGUCCCCAAGGCCAGUCAUCUUAAGUCUAGAAGUUCUUGCACAGCACCCUUCUAUGAUAGGGGGUUGCCCUUAUUUGGUUUUCAGCUGUAAUGAUCUUCCUACUUAUUCUGUACUUUGCCGUUUGUUUUCAAUAAGCCUCAGCUAGGGUUAGAUCAGUGGUAGCCAACAGGUUAGGCUGGCAAUGCAUUAUGAGAGUAAGAGAUAAAGGACAGCUGUCAUUAAAAGUAGAAUUUCUUUUUUUAUAUAUAUAUUUAUCUAUCUUGAUAUAGAGAAUAUAUAAUUUUUUUUAUUUUUUUUUAAAACCCAUUACUUUAUCUGACGGAGCAGCCAUGUUGGGUCAAACUGCUGGGAUUGCUCUGUUAUGUUGAGCAGAGCAGCAGUUGAACAGAUUAUAAUUGAAUCCUACCCAACAUGGCGGCUUAGUUUACUUUCCUUUUUUUUUACGUAAACAUAAUUUAAACAAAUCAUUCAUUUUAAUUAAAUGUAACUUAAAACAAACAAAAAUAAAAAAUGGUGACAGCGGUCCUUUAAGGAUUCACCAGCCUGCUGGCUAGCCAUGUGUCUAAACCUGAAACACUUGGAGGCUGAGCUACAGCACGAACGCUUGUAGCAUUGUCCACAGCAAAGUUUAAAAAAAUAAAAGGGGAAAAAUAACAGAUUGUUAAUAUAAUUCCAGUAAAGGCCAACUCCACAGGUAAAUAAAAUUAUGUUGAUCCCACCUUCUGUUGUUAUGAGUCUUUAAACAGAACAAUGCAUCUUCAAUAUGUCUUAUGUCAUAAGUCUUAUGAGGUGAAAGAGAAUUGGUAGAUUCCAUGUAUUUGCGUGGUUCUCUCAUUUUAACCACUAAGCGCG
Pelobates cultripes (western spadefoot toad) is the source of this 15420-nucleotide messenger RNA. Lineage: Eukaryota; Metazoa; Chordata; Amphibia; Anura; Pelobatidae. The record is from the annotation of a GenBank genome assembly.